Messenger RNA from Biomphalaria glabrata, 1956 nucleotides. RefSeq lists its product as uncharacterized. The record is from RefSeq and is a predicted model, not a curated record. The transcript has 6 exons. Bases 145 to 468 code for a protein of 107 amino acids. Lineage: Eukaryota; Metazoa; Mollusca; Gastropoda; Planorbidae.
GUAAUUGUAUAUAAAAAGCUAGAGUUUAGUUACACUUUUUUUUUCUACUUUGGUUAUCUUACUGUUCAUAAUUCUUUGGAAGUAAAGACAAUUUUUAAUCUUCUUUUCCAUUGGAAUUCCAUUGUUUGAACAAAGUCGUUAAUAAUGACAAUAGAAGAGAUUUGGAAAACAUUUUGUUUUGGAUUACUGCUGACCUCUGUUCUAAUUAAUGCCUGGUCUGAUGAGGUGAUUAACUCAAAACGAAAUGUUGAAACCGAUAUGUGCCCCACCCCUCCAGCACCAAGAAACGGAGCAGUUCAUUGUGAAUAUUCUGAUGCCCUACAGAUUCAAAUUUUCUGCACAAUAACUUGUAACUCUGGUUAUAUCUUUAACACGAAAUUUCAUAAUGUAACAGACUAUGUCUUUCCAUGUGAUGUUGCAACCGGUUUCUAUGACACAGUGAGCACACCUGGAUGCAUCCAUCUGUAGAAGUGUAAAGAACUAAUAAAUGAGGUCAAAUCUCUAUGAUCAUGAAUGUCAAGACUCAGAGGGCGGAGAAGCCGAUCUUCACAAGAUGUUUGCAGGCUGCCAGAAGAAUCCAGGUCAUAGACAGUUUAUACCUAUUGAUACUCUAACCAUUAAGCAUCUACCGGAGAUUCAUCGUAAUAAAGAUUUGUAUGCGCUCAUCAAAGCUGUAGCUGACCUGACAGUUAGAGUAGAUGUUAACAUGGUUAGUCAUCGCAGACCAGAAGUAUGGCCUCAAAGUAACCGUCUGUAUCCUUUUUACAAUCUCAGCAGAAGUUCAAACAUGAGGACAGGAAGUGGAAUGAUACGAAGUGCUUUCAAAUGUCCAGACGACAGUACGAUUCCCACUUCAAAGUGCUGGUGUAGAAAAUGUGAGCAUUCAGACUCGGCGAGCAACGCGUGGUGGGAGUUCUAUGUGGACACAGCCACACACUUGGUUUUCGAUGACAUUGAGGCGCGACACACAUCCCUGAGAUUGUUUUAUGAUAGAGCCGACAGCCCCGCGGUCUUCGUUAAUAAGGUCAAGGUUGCGAGAGCAAACGUUGAGGACGAUAGGUGCCUGUUAAAGUGUGUGACAUGCGAUGACAUUUUGGGAGAAAUGCUGGAGAGAAAAUGGAAUCAUUACAUCCAAGUGUGGACAAAUGUUAAAGACGUCUACCAGAGCUCCAGAGACAGCCACAAGUUGAUGUUUAUUGUCUCCCAUCCUCAUGGCUGUUUGAAACAGGUCAGUAUUGGACAAUGGAAAGACAAAAUAUUAAACAAAGCUGAUGACAAAGUGAGUAGAUUUACUUAUAAGACUUCUACUUGUCCAGGAAGUAGUGGAGCCGUUGUGAACUGUGUAGGAUUCAGGAUUUGGUGGUCUGAUCUCGUCCAUAGUGGAAGUCUGAAAUCAGGAUUGAACUACAGUGGGGCUGGUUUUGUCAUUUAAAUGUAUAGUUUCUUUGAACUACAGUGGGGCUGGCUUUGUCAUUUAAAUGUAUUGUUUCUUUGAACUACAGUGGGGCUGGCUUUGUCAUUUAAAUGUAUUGUUUCUUAGAACUAAAGUGGGGCUGGCUUUGUCAUUUUAAUGAAUUGUUUCGUUUACAUUUUUCUUUAAACUAUUAAUAUCAACUUGAAAAUUGCUAAUCAACAUAAUAAAAUAAAUUGAUCUUUUGUAUUUUUAAAUGAAUGUUUACACUUAGUGUGUGUGUGUGUGUGUGUAUCCUGAAGCUGUAAAAAGAUGAUCAUUUAGAUAACAUGAAGAUUGAGUUGGGGCUAAUGUGUUGUUGUUGGUUUUAAAUCAAUGAAAUUGAACUCUUUGUUUAUUUCUUAGUGACAACUUUAAGAUUUCUGAUUUAAGACUAUUGAUAAGAUUGAAUGAAAGUAACUGAAUUGAUUAUAUGAUAAGAUUGAAUGAAAAUAAAUGAUUUGAUUAUAUGUAAAGAAUGAAUGAAAAUAAAUUAUUUGAUUUUA